Molecule: messenger RNA, 3221 nt
Organism: Athalia rosae (coleseed sawfly)
Lineage: Eukaryota; Metazoa; Arthropoda; Insecta; Hymenoptera; Athaliidae
Gene: ValRS-m
Product: valine--tRNA ligase-like
Exons: 17
Coding region: 191-3121 (976 amino acids)
Biological process (GO): valyl-tRNA aminoacylation
Cellular component (GO): cytosol
Molecular function (GO): aminoacyl-tRNA deacylase activity; valine-tRNA ligase activity; ATP binding
Source: RefSeq, a predicted model, not a curated record
GAGACUGAAAUAUAAUUUCUUGUAAUAUCUGUGGAUAACAUUCAUCCAGCUAAACUAUUUCUAUUUAACGUUUUAAUACGAAAUCCGGGAAUAUCCUGACAUGAUUUAGAAAGAGGGAAUCUAUCAUCUUACCCGUGUUACUAUUUUCUUCUUUGUCGGCCCGCUUUUCGGCGAUGGCUAUAAUAGAAUCAUGUUCGUAUCGCGGAUAGACAGGUUAUCUUUCAUUAGAAUUUACAGCAGUACUUAUUGUUGUCGGUUUUAUUCACAGUGCGACAAUGAUUUCUCUGCGACCUAUAACGUCGACAAAGUGCAGGAAAAAUGGAGUAAUAUUUGGAAGAAGGAUAAAUAUUCAUCUCCCAAAACCAGCACCAAUCAUCAUUUUUCAAUUCUAUUACCUCCCCCAAAUGUUACUGGGAUAUUACACCUAGGCCAUUCUUUAACCGUCGCAAUACAAGAUUCUCUGGCGAGAUGGUACCGAAUGAAAGGGCAAUCCGUGGCAUGGAUCCCAGGGAUGGACCAUGCCGGGAUAGCGACGCAGGUGAUGGUAGAAAAAUACUUGCAAAAAAUUAAAGGUGUUUCCAGGCACGACCUAGGACGAGAAGAAUUUUUGUUGCAAGUUAACAAUUGGAAAGAUACAAAGAAAGAUGUAAUCACCAGACAGCUGCAAUCAUUUGGGGCAAGUCUGGAUUGGUCUAGAGAAUAUUUCACAAUGAGCGAGAAGCAUAGUAGAGCUGUUACGGAAGCUUUUGUCCGAUUAGCUGAACGUGAAUUGAUCUACAGAGAAAAGUCCAUAGUAAACUGGUCACCGUCUCUGCGGAGUGCUAUAUCCGAUAUCGAAGUUGAAUUCUUAUCAGUGACCGGUAAAACUGAGCUAGAAGUGCCUAAUUAUCAGGAAAAAGUUUCCUUUGGACAAAUAACGGAAUUCUCUUACCGACUCAAAGACUCUGAUCACCUACUUACUGUGGCAACAACGCGCCCUGAGACUAUGCUAGGAGACGUAGCAGUAGCUGUUCAUCCAGAUGAUGAGAGAUAUUGUCAUCUUAUUGGCUCUCAUGUCUGGCAUCCGUUCAGAGAAACUUUCAUUCCAAUAAUCGCAGAUUCAUUCGUAGACAGGAGUUUUGGAACAGGGGCGGUAAAAAUCACACCGGCUCACGAUUAUACGGACUUUGGAGUGGCUAAGAAACAUAAUUUAGAAAUUAUAGAUGUCAUCGAUGAGCACGGAAACAUGACAUCGGCAGCUAAACCCUUCUCGGGGCUGCCCAGGUUCGUCGCUAGAGAACGGGUGCUAACAGAAUUAGCAAACAGAAAUGUUCUGGGUUUAAUAAAGGAUUACAGUAUGACGAUACCAAAGUGUUCUCGGUCCGGUGAUAUCAUAGAAUAUCUACUCAAAGAUCAAUGGUUUGUAAAUUGCAAAGAAAUAUCGAACCGCGCUAUUGAGGCCGUUAAAAACGGUACGCUAAAAAUUGAUCCUCCCAUACACGAACAAACGUGGUAUAAGUGGCUGGAAAACAUUAGAGACUGGUGCAUAUCGAGACAAUUAUGGUGGGGACACCGUAUACCUGCAUAUUUAUGUAGUAACGACAAAGAAUCUACUUGGAUCGUCGCACGUUCAGAAAAUGAAGCUCUUUCAAAGGCUCGAGAAAAACUCGGGGGCUCGAUUAAGAUCAAGCAAGACGAGGAUGUUUUAGAUACCUGGUUUUCAUCGGCACUUCUACCAUUCUCUGUAAUGGGUUGGCCCGAUCGAACCGACGAUUAUCAAAGAUUCUAUCCUUUGUCAAUGCUCGAGACCGGUCAUGAUAUCCUGUUCUUUUGGGUAGCCAGAAUGGUCAUGUUGGGAACAGAAUUGACCGGGGAAUUGCCUUUCAAGGAAGUCCUCUUACACGGAAUUUUGUGUGAUAAACGAGGAAAAAAAAUGUCAAAAAGUCUCGGCAAUGUUAUCACUCCGGAGAACAUCACGAGAGGUGUUACCUUGCAGGAUCUCAAUGAUCAAGCAAAACAAAAUUACGAAACAGGUGUAUUCUCCCAAAAAGAAUUGCAAAGAACCGAAGACAUGAACGCGGAAAUGUUUCCCAAUGGGAUUCCUGAAUGCGGCAAUGAUGCAUUGAGGCUUACUUUGUGUUCCCUCAACAUAAAAAGUCAUAACGUUAAUUUUGACGUGAGUGAAUGCGUAACGAAUAAACUUUUUUGUAACAAAAUUUGGCAAGCGAGCAAAUUUGUCUUGACGGGAAUAGAGAAAAAUCCAGAUUUCGUGAAGGGAUGUCCGAAUAUGAUUGAUAAGUGGAUAUUAAGCAGGCUGGCAUGGAUGGUUGCGACCGCAAACGAGGCAUUUUCUGAGAGGAAUAUUCACGUCGUAACGAGAGUUUUGAAACAAUUCGUCUAUCAUGAAUUCUGCGACUGGUAUUUGGAAGCCACAAAACCGGGCCUAGCUGAUGUCAACUCAAAAAUAGCUUUUGGGCAUUUAGACACCUUGAUAAAAUGUCUGGAUGUUACUUUGAGAACAAUGGCACCGAUAGCUCCUUAUCUUGCCGACGAGUUAUACGCGCAAUUAUCUCAUCGGAUACCGUCAUUACCUUCCUUCGAUUCCCUAAUGGAAGCACCUUAUCCCGCAGAAAUGGAGUUCCAGGUUUUCAGGGACCAAAAUGUAGAAGAAAAGUUUGAAAAGAUCAAGAAAAUCGUGUCAUCAACAAGGAGUCUUAUCUCAUCGAAUAGAAUUCGUCCAAGGACAAGCGAAGCUCACGUUAUAGUCCGGUCACAAGAAGACGCGGAUUUGUAUCGUUCGAACUCGAAAAUCAUAACUGCCAUGAGCAAGAUUCUAGGAUUAAAAGUAUCGCUUGAAACCGAUCAAAAUAAUAUUGACAAUUGUAUAUUCGAUACAGUUGGAACUGACUGCUCCAUAUAUCUUGUUUUGAAGGAUGCAAAGAAAAUGGUGGAACUCGGAGAUAGGAUUGAAAAUAAAAUAUCGAACCUCGAGAAGCGAUUGAAAAAAUUGAUAGAAAAGACUUCCGCACCUGGAUUCAUUACUGGAGCACCCAUCGACGUUCAGAAGAGCCUUGCGGAAAAGAAGGACGCACUCCGGAAGGAAAUCGAGAAACUCAGCCAAAUGAAAGUGAAAAAUACGUGACCAGAUUUUAGGGGCCGCACUCAUAAUGUAAAUCAUUCACAACUUACAAUCGUUUUGUUGAUAUUUAUUUAAAUAAAACACAAGAUUCAGUUCUCAUCAA